This is a messenger RNA of Poeciliopsis prolifica (blackstripe livebearer), 761 nucleotides long. RefSeq names its product C-C motif chemokine 3-like. The coding region runs from base 98 to 430 and encodes 110 amino acids. The record is from RefSeq and is a predicted model, not a curated record. Gene Ontology annotation, biological process: positive regulation of ERK1 and ERK2 cascade; immune response; inflammatory response. The transcript has 4 exons. NCBI's taxonomy places the organism in Eukaryota, Metazoa, Chordata, Actinopteri, Cyprinodontiformes, Poeciliidae. Gene Ontology annotation, cellular component: extracellular region. Gene Ontology annotation, molecular function: chemokine activity; CCR chemokine receptor binding.
AAAACCAGAAGCCGGUGCUCAGAGACAUUCACUAGUCGGAUUUCCUGCAGUGUCACUAGGGGAACCAAGUUCGUCAACCUCCAGAGAAACCGCAAAAAUGACUCCCUGGGGCAACGCCACGCUCUUCUUCUGCAUCUUUUUCAUCAUCUGCUGCUCCACAGUGACUGAGGCGCAGGUUCCCGUCGACUGCUGCUUGUCCGUAGCAAACUCCUCAAUCAGCAAAAGGCUGAUUGCAGAUUACCGUGACCAGGACAAAGGCUGCGCCAUUGAUGCCACCAUUCUGGUGACCAGACGUGGGAGAAAACUCUGCGCUCCGACGAAGGAACAAAAGUGGGUGGAAGACGUGAUGAAGCACGUGGAUCACCUGAAGAAAAGAUGCAAAACGGAGAACUACCAGGGCAAACACUGUUUUGGAGUGAAGCGUGAAUAAAAAAGCCUCUGGUUCCCUGAGAACGUCAAGUGAUUGACACGAAUCCAGUUAAACGUUUCUCCUGUUACCAAAAUAAAACCUUGUUUUUUUUUCAUUUAUCUUUAUAAAAGUAUAUAUGUUAAUUUGAUUUGCAAUCGAAAAACAGCAUCCUGAAGGAAUUUUAUUUUUUUACUUCUUUCCUGUUUGUAAAAAGUCUUUCAGAGAGAUAACAUGUUGAAUUAAGCUAACACAUGUGUAGCCACAUAAGCUAGCCUAUAUUUUCAUUAUCAGAGGAAGUUUCAUUGUAACAUUAAUGUGAAUUUUUAUCUCUAAUUAAAACCUUUUUAUUUCA